Messenger RNA from Hyaena hyaena (striped hyena), 6217 nucleotides. RefSeq names its product alpha kinase 3 (gene ALPK3). The record is from RefSeq and is a predicted model, not a curated record. Gene Ontology annotation, molecular function: protein serine/threonine kinase activity; ATP binding. The transcript has 13 exons. Gene Ontology annotation, cellular component: nucleus. Gene Ontology annotation, biological process: protein phosphorylation; cardiac muscle cell development. NCBI's taxonomy places the organism in Eukaryota, Metazoa, Chordata, Mammalia, Carnivora, Hyaenidae. The coding region runs from base 16 to 4998 and encodes 1660 amino acids.
GGGGCCGGCGGCAGGAUGGGGUCGCGCAGGGACCCCGGCCGCGGCUGGGGCUCGGGCGGGCGCUCCGGGGCGGGCGGCGACGGCGACGACGACGGGCCGGUGUGGAUCCCCAGCCCGGCCAGCCGCAGCUACCUGCUCAGCGUGAGGCCCGAGACCAGCUUAUCAAGCAGCCGGUUGUCUCACCCCAGCUCUGGAAGGAGCACCUUCUGCUCCAUCAUUGCUCAGCUAACCGAGGAGACCCAGCCGCUAUUCGAGACCACGCUCAAGUCCCGGGCUGUGUCCGAGGACAGCGACGUCAGGUUCACCUGCAUCGUCACAGGGUACCCAGAGCCAGAGGUGACCUGGUACAAGGAUGACGUGCAGCUGGACCGCUACUGUGGCUUGCCGAAAUAUGAGAUCAUGCAUCAGGGCAACCGCCACACGCUGCAGCUCUACAGGUGCCAGGAGGAGGAUGCGGCCAUCUACCAGGCGUCCGCCCGGAACACCAAGGGCAUCGUGUCCUGCUCGGGGGUCCUGGAGGUCGGCACCAUGACCGAGUACAAGAUACACCAGCGCUGGUUCGCCAAGCUGAAGCGCAAGGCGGCGGCCAAGAUGCGCGAGAUCGAGCAGAGCUGGAAGCCCCGCAAGGACGCGGCCGCCGAACCCGAUGCGCUGCGGAAGCUCAGCCCCGACCGCUUCCAGCGGAAGCGGCGGCUGAGCGGGGCCGAGCCGCCCGCCCCUCCCGGGCCCCCCGGGGCGGCCGAGGACGCCACCCCCGUGGCGUGGCAGGCGGAGGACCCCGAGCCCCCUGGGCACCCGGCUCUGGGCCUGAUCAACAGCUUUGCCCCCGGGGAGGGGACCACCAACGGCGAGGCCACCCCCGAGAACGGGGAGGAUGGGGGGCACGGCCUCUUGACCUACCUCUGUGAGGCCAUGGAGCUGGCGCCCCAGAGAGCCCCCCAAAAGGAGUCUGCGGCCAAGAAGAAGAAGAAAGACGAGGAACCUAAGCAAGGUCCGCGGCAGCCAGAGUUCGAGAAGGCGGCCGGAAGCCACCGUUCUCCUGACGCGCGGGCCCCGAGGUCGGGCAAGCCUGACCCCUCGGGGACACCGGGGCCCGCGGACGUGGGGCCGGUUCAGGCCCGGCCCGGAGGCCGCGCGGCCCGGGGGCCCGGGUCCUCGGGAGCGGCUGGCGCCAGGAAGCCGGCGGCCGAGGUGGGCGCUCCGGGCCAGGCCCCGACGGCGCCCGUGGGCGCGGCCCGGGAAGGGUAUUUCUCCCUGAAGGACGUGUAUCUGGAGAGCACCCGGGCGGGGAGGCCUCCGGGGGACGACGGGCCCCAGACCUCAGGUGGCGGGGCACCCGGACAGCUGUCCUCGGAGAAGGCGCCCGGCGACGCUGGGGGUGAGGGGGGGCCCGCCGCCCCUGGCCAGCCCGCGACCUCAGCCCCGCAGCCAAACAGGCCUCUCUACAGGAGGCGGUUUGCCCCCGCGAAGCCCCGAGGGGAGCCUGCGGCCGGCGGCGGGCCGGAGCCCUCCCCGGGCCAGGCUCCAGAACCCUCAGGCAAGCCAUCGGCUCAGGCCUCUGCCCAAGUGCCCACGCCCCCGGCCCGGCGGAGACACGGCCCCCGCGACGGCCCCCUGCAGGGGCGAGGAGGCCACAGGACUCCAGGAGAGGUCCCGGAAUCCCAGGCGAAGCCGGCUCCGGCCGUGCUGGCCCGCAGCGCUGGCACGGCCUCUGCUGGUCACAGCUCCCCCAGAAGCCAGGGCGCCGUUGAACCCAUGGACACGGAGAGCCACGCGGAUCAGAGGACGGUGUCUGCGGCCCAGCAGGCUAGAGGCGAGAAGAGUACAGAGGCGGAUGGGAAGAUGCAGGUGGCUGGGAGGACCCGGAGGACACAGGCAGAUGGGGAGCCACAGGUGGACACCGCACCACGAGGCGGUGGGAGGACAGCGUCAGCCGCGAGUCCCCAGGACGAUGCGGUGGCACAGGGAGGGGCAGGGACACAGGGGGAAAGGACGCGGGAAGACAGGAAGAUGCAGGCAGACAGAAGGAUCCAGGAGGACAAGGAGACAUGGCCAGAGGGGAGCACUGCCCCAGCCACAGAAGGUCAGGCAGAGAAGGGACCCGUGACCAGCCUCAGCCCACAGUCCAGACCCCCUGAGCGCCCAUCUUCAGAGGGUCCGUGGUCUCCUCAGAUUAUUGAGUGUUUUGAGCAGAGCCCAGAAGGGUCCUCUGUCCCGGAAGAACCUGGUUUUGUGCUCAGCUCUGACGAGGCGGCAGUCACAGCGCCCCGGAGCUACAAGAUGGCUGUGCUGGGUGGCCCGGCAGGUGGCUCUGAGCUCCCAGCUCAGCGGCCUCCCCGGGGGGGUUUGGAGCAGCCAGAAGGGGCGAGGCGCCAAGGGCCCGAGUGGUCAGGCAUGGGCAAGGGCAAGCCGGAGGAUGGCCUCGUCCCAUGCCCCAAGGAGGAGCAGCUGGGGACAGUGCCAUCCAUGGAUGUAGGUGGCUGUCCUCCGGCUGGCGGGAGCCCAGAGGGGCCCACUCCGCCCUCUCUCCCGGGGCUGGGCCUGACCCAGAGCCCUCAGGAGGCGCUGCCCAGCACUCCGACCUCUCCGCGCCUAAGCACCACCACCUUCGCGCCCUCCGGGGACCAGACCUGGCUGGGGUCAGCCCUGCCACUGCACCUGGGGCCAGGGACCCCCGCCCAGAGUCCCCCACAAGCAACCGCGGCAGCCAGCAGUGAGGGGGCCGGCGCCCAGGGGCCAGAUGUGGAGGGGAGGCCCCCAGGACCCCGCAGCUGCGACCCCGGCCUCAUCGACUCCCUGAAGAACUACCUGCUCCUGCUGCUGAAGCUGUCCAGCACAGAGACGGGGGGCGGGGACACAGAGUCCCGGGAGGGGGCUGCCAGCAGGGGCCCGACGCCCUCACCCACGCUGGCCCCCAACGUGGAAGUGGCUGGUCUGAGCCCCAGGACGUCCAGGCGCAUCCUGGAGCGCGUGGAGAACAACCAUCUGGUGCAGAGCGCGCAGACCCUGCUGCUGAGCCCCUGCACCUCCCGCCGCCUCACCGGCCUCCUGGACCGUGAGGUGCAGGCCGGCCGCCAGGCCCUGGCCGCAGCCCGGGGUCCUGGCCCCAGCCCCCUCGCCGUCCCUGCCAUCGUGGUGGGCGAGGAGGAGGGCCCUGGGCUGGCCUCCGAGGGAUCCAGUGAGGGUGAGGGAGAGGUUUCCCUCGAGGGCCCUGGGCUUCUGGGCGAGUCCCAGGAGAGCAGCAUGGAGGGGCUGCCGGGGGGCUCAGGGGGACCCACGGCCUCGGGGCAGGGACCAUCCUCAGCAGAGAGAGGGGCCCAGGAAGCCCUCCGAGAGGAGGAGGCCCCCGGGGAGGCUCUGACAGGUCUCCCUGCAGCCACCCCCGAGGAGCUAGCCCUGGGGGCCCGGAGGAAGAGGUUCCUCCCCAAGGUCAGAGCCGUAGGGGAUGGGGAGGCAGCCAAGCCGGAAGAAAGGGAGAGCCCCACAGUUUCCCCCCGAGGGCCCAGGAAGGGCCUGGCGCCCGGCUCCCCGGGGACUCCCGGGCGGGAGAAACGCUCCCCUACCCAGGGCCGGAAGGCAGGCCUGCUGGAGGUGCCACGGGCCGAGGAGGAGCCCGCAGCGGGAGCCAGCGGCCUGGACACGGAGCCGGCCCCAGACGAAGGCAAGCAGGACACCCCGGCCAAAGCCAGGAAGGCCAAAGAGCUGCUAAAAGCCCCACAGGUGAUCCGGAAGAUUCGGGUGGAACAGUUUCCUGAUGCCUCCGGCAGCCUGAAGCUCUGGUGCCAGUUUUUCAACAUUCUCAGUGACUCCGUCUUGACAUGGGCCAAGGACCAGCGCCCAGUGGGCGAGGUGGGCAGGAGUGCAGGGGACGAGGGCCCGGCAGCCUUGGCCAUCGUGCAGGCGUCCCCCGUGGACUGCGGCGUGUACCGAUGCACCAUCCACAACGAGCAUGGCUCGGCCUCUACGGACUUCUGCCUCAGCGCCGAGGUGUUGUCAGGAUUCAUCACCAGAGAAGAAGGUGAAGUUGGAGAGGAGAUUGAGAUGACUCCCAUGGUGUUCGCGAAGGGUCUGGCCGACUCAGGCUGCUGGGGGGACAAGCUCUUUGGGCGCCUGGUGAGCGAGGAGCUACGAGGGGGUGGACACGGGUAUGGCCUUCGGAAGGCGUCCCAAGCCAAGGUCAUCUAUGGGCUGGAGCCCAUCUUCGAGUCAGGCCGCACGUGCAUCAUCAAGGUGUCCAGCCUGCUCGUGUUCGGGCCCAGCAGUGAGACCUCUCUCCUGGGCAGAAACUACGACGUCACCAUCCAGGUACCGUGCCCCAUCCCCUUCCUUCCUUCCGCUCUUACCCCUCCUCCCCUCCCUGGCUCGGGUCCUGUUGGCAGGAUCCUCCCGCUGUACCUCAUCUACCGGCCUGCAAACAGUGUCCCGUAUGCGACCCUGGAGGAGGACCUGGGCCGGCGCCUGCAGCCCUACUGCUCGCGGGAAUGGGGCUGUGCCGCGGCUCCGGAGGCGCCUAGCAGCUCUGAGGUCAGGCAGAAGUGCCAGACCUUCCAGCACUGGCUCUAUCUCUGGACAAACGGCAGCUUCCUGGUCACGGACCUGGCAGGGGUUGAUUGGAAGAUGACUGAUGUGCAGAUUGCUACCAAACUACGAGGAUACCAAGGCCUCAAGGAGAGCUGUUUCCCCGCCCUGCUGGACCAGUUUGCCUCUUCCCACCAGUGCAACACCUUCUGCGAGAUGCUGGGGCUAAAACCCCUCAAGGGCCCCGAGCCCGCCCACCCUCAGGCCAAGGCCAAAGGCUCCAAGAGUCCGUCUACUGGCAGGAAGGGCGGCCAGCUGAGUCCUCAGCCCCAGAAGAAAGGCCCCCCCAGCCCCCAGGGCACCCGGAAGAAUACUCCAGGCUCCAAGGCCACCCCUCAGGCCUCAGAAGCACUCACCGCCCAUUUCCUGGGACAGCCUCCCAUCGCAGAGGGCGGCCCCAAGGCCCAGGGCAUACGGUAGCCCCCACGAGAGGCUGGGGGCCGCCACCCAGCAGCAGACCAACAAGGAAGCAGCUCGAACCGCUGGAGACUUGCCCAAUACGGAACUAAGCAGAGAAGGUGCGCUGGGGAGGCACCAUUCGGGGGCCUCUCCUCAAUCUGCUCCUCAUCCGACGGCUUUUGUGCGUGGCACCCAGUGGCCUCUCCUGGUGCCAGCAUCACCCAUGGCUCCCAGGCUGCACCCCCAAGUGCCUGGCGGCUCAGGCCCUCCUUCAAGUUUACACUGGCCACUGCCGGAGGCGCCCGUGUCCUGUGCAUGAGCUCCGCCCCCAGCCCCCAGCCCCGUGGGACUGCCAUGAAUGUUGCACCCGGGGGCAGCCUUCAGCCUUUUUCCUUUGCUUGGCCUCCAGCCGUCCUCGGGGCUCCGGACGGCCCUCCGUGCCGUGCCUGGCCCGGUGGCUCUCAGGGUGUCUUCUCUUUCCAGCAACUCGGCCUCAUUCUUCCCAGCUUGUCUUGCAACUAACCUGUCACUGAGGCCGGAUGGGGCUCAGUGCCCUUCCAGAGCCUGUCGCGUUCCUGUGCCGUGGUCUUUGGUGACGUGUGUUUGCACCUUUCCUACUCCAAGCACGCAGGCACUCACCCCUGCUUCCUCUGCUACCUGGCCCCCCAUCUCCAUCCCCAGCUGUGAGCCAGGCCACAGCCUGCUGCCUUGCCUCCGCUGCCUCUCUGCGUGUCCCCAUGCCCAGGGGCUCCACCAGCCAGAUUACACGCCCUCCCCACCAGCCCACCCUCCCCUGCCUCUCCUAGGCCCCUCGCCCAAGAGACGACAAGUGGCAUGAGAGUUGUGUCAUCGGCUGUGGCCAGAGGGGAGGUGUUGACUUGGAGGGACCUUGUGCCCCAAACCGAAAGGAGAUGCAGUCACAGUGAAUUUCACAACCCUCUAGACUGGGGGUGGAGGGCUAGGCCCUUCUCCGUGGGGUAGUACCCUUGCGAGUCCUAGGGAGAGCAAGGUCCACCCGCGUGCUGGAGUGGGGGGAGUCUCUGUGCCUGGGAACCAGGACGCCUACCCCCAGCCCUUAGCUCUCGAUCCUGGGGCUCCCGAGGAAUUGCUGCGCUCAGCCCAGCACCCUGGGUCCUUCCCGAGGGCCCCUCCCUGAGGCCUGGGGUGGGACGGGUCUGGUGCUAGCCUGCUCCCCUUGGAAUGCAAUAAAGGCAGCAACUGUGUACCCUGCUUGCCCUUA